UCGUGACAUGGCCUCGAAUUCCGGACGAAUGCGACAACUCGUACGGUAAACGCGGAAAAGUGCUGAUAUCGAUCUCGAAAUGAUACAACGCCGAGUGUGUGAUACACCAACUGUCGUAGUAGUUGCGAUAAGUAUACGGACGUGCAAUUAGAGUUCGGUUCCAAAGGUUAUGUAGAAUCGAAGGAGAUAACGCACGAUUCGCCGUAGACGUGGCGCAGGAGCAGAUUUGAUUGCAGUGUUUCGUCGAAUGCAGUGACGCAAGAAUGGCCGAGGGUCCGGAAUUGAGUUUUUUCGAUUUACGCACGGUGCACGAUAAUUUCGAUCGAGCGCUCAUGGAAAAUGACGAUAUUGAUUUGAAGGCGUAUCUAGACGCCUACAACGAGCUGUACAAAUUUUUUCAGUUAAUGGGCAGUGUCUUCAGUUUUGUGUCUUCUGAUCUGAAGCAGAAGAUAGACGUAUUGACCGAGUUGAGGAACAAAGAUAAUCAGAAUUAUACAACAGUCAAGACCAUGAUCGAGUACGAGAGAGAGAAUAAACUGCUGGAAAAGGCUGAUUUCGUCAACGGCGCGCGUACUUUAUUACGAUUGCAUAGAGGUUUAGAUUUUAUUAGAGAAUUUUUGCGGCAACUGGGUGACCUCACGGACGUCGACAAGACGUCCGGUUGUUGUCAGGACGCCUACAACAAAACCUUGGCGAAGCAUCACCCUUGGGUGAUCAGGAAAGCUGCGAUAGUCGCAAUGUACACAAUGCCAACUAGGGAGAUGUUAUUUAAGAAGGUCUGUGGUGAAAACGUUCAACGAAACAUAGACGUUCUGCCGAAGAUGUUGGAGGUGACUGCCGACGUAUUCGAUCGCACUCACACAGUCUAUGAUACUUAUCAGUUGCAUACGUUACCAUAAGCGAUAACAGAAAGAGAGAAAGAAAGUGCAAAAAAUCUACAAAGGCGAUAAUGCAUUUUGUCGAUGCUUUCAUAGCUUCUCGAGGCACUGCACGCGACAUUCCACAUGCUCGGGAUAUUGUGAUAUACGUGAUUACCGCACUUUUUAUGUGUAAUAAAAUAAGCACUCUCAGUUUUGAGAAUACGUAUUCUUUUACGAGCGAUAUUUACAAUUUUAAGUACACGCGGGCGAUGUACAAAUAGUAGGCACAUAUGUACUACAAUAAGUAUAUUACUUUUUUAUAAGAUGAUCUGGCUUGUGUUUCAAAAUUCACUGCCAAUACUGAAAAUCUAUAGUUCAUGUCACGUAUAAUAUAGAAUUUCAGCACUGAAUUUCGGAACGCAGCCCUGGUCACUUUAGCUAAGCGCGUGCGCGUAAAAUUCAUUUCGCCACACGAACAAGUCUGAGCAUUGCGUCAUUCUUUUUCCGGUCAAACCGAUGAUCUCGCAUGAUCGUAUUAUUUACAAUCUGUAUUUCGAUGUUUCUAUAACAGUAUUGUAUAAAAAUGAUAAUUACAACGAUUAAGCGAGGGAACGUAAUAAAAUAACUACUGACUCUUCUUCAUCCA
Molecule: messenger RNA, 1506 nt
Organism: Odontomachus brunneus
Lineage: Eukaryota; Metazoa; Arthropoda; Insecta; Hymenoptera; Formicidae
Product: ceramide-1-phosphate transfer protein
Exons: 4
Coding region: 264-899 (211 amino acids)
Biological process (GO): intermembrane lipid transfer; ceramide transport
Cellular component (GO): cytoplasm; membrane; cytosol
Molecular function (GO): ceramide 1-phosphate binding; ceramide 1-phosphate transfer activity
Source: RefSeq, a predicted model, not a curated record